CACACACACACAAGUCUCAUCCACAGCCCCUUAAAUACCCCACCUCUUCCUUUAUCCAUCUCUGCAUCCACUCUCCCUCUCUCUCUCUCCUCACUGCCUGCAUUGCCAAAUUUACUCAUAUCCAUCUCUGCAUUUUGUUUCCAAAACAAACGAUGGGCUACGACAGGCUCGGAUCGAACGAGGCUGGGUCCUCGCGACACGAACCACCCCUGAACCUCCAUGACGAUGCCACGUCAAGAUCAACGUCAUCUCCAACUCCCAGGCUGAAGAAGCUCCUUUUGCUCUUCUCACUCAUCUUCCUUGUCGCUUCAGCUGUCUCCGUGGCAGUCCGCUUCGGACUCCGAACCUCAGCCUCGGACGAAUCCAAUGCCCCAAUCCGCAGCAAGCCCACAAUAGCCAUAUCCCGAACCUGCAGCAAGACUCGUUACCCGACUCUCUGUGUCGACUCACUACUCGGGUUUCCCGGCGCAGUCACAGCUGGCGAGCGUGAUUUGGUCCACAUUUCAGUCAACGUGACCCUCCACCGCUUCGGAAAAGCUCUUUACCUCUCGUCGGAGAUAAGCAACGUUGCCAUGAACCCCCACGUGAGAUCUGCUUACUUGGACUGCAUCGAGCUCCUGGACGACUCGGUCGACCAGCUGGCGCGCUCGCUCACCACCCCGGAGUCGACUCAGGACGUGCUGACGUGGCUCAGUGCCGCGCUGACUAACCAGGACACGUGUACGGAGGGAUUGGCGGAUGUGAGGGGGUACGUAAAGUACAAGAUGGAGCAGCAGCUAAGGGACUUGGCGAAGCUAGUGAGCAACUGUCUGGCGAUUUACGCGGCCGCCGGCGGUAACAGGGAUUUCUACGGGAUUCCGAUCCAGAACCGCCGUCGGAGGAUGUUGGAGGCGCCGGAGCAUGCCCACCGUUUCCCCAAGUGGCUGAACCGGAGGGACAGAGUGUUGCUUAAUAUGCCGGUGGCGGCGAUACAGGCGGAUAUUGUGGUGGCCAAGGACGGUAACGGCACGUAUAAGACGAUUGCGGAGGCGAUUAAGAGUGUGCCUGACUACAACACUCGACGAACCAUUAUUUACGUCAAAGCGGGAAGGUACGAAGAGGAUUAUCUGAAGGUGGGGAGGAAGAAGACCAACUUAAUGUUUAUAGGAGACGGGAAGGGCAUAACGAUCAUUUCCGGAGGAAAAAGCGUUGCUGACAACAUAACAACAUUCCGCACCGCAUCAUUCGCUGCUUCUGGCAGUGGCUUCAUCGCUCGGGACAUGACAUUUGAGAACUGGGCCGGGCCCAGCAAGCACCAAGCGGUUGCCCUCCGUGUUGGUGCGGACCACGCCGUGGUCUACCGCUGCAACAUCAUUGGAUACCAAGACACGCUCUACGUCCACUCGCAGCGCCAGUUCUUUCGCGAAUGCGACAUUUACGGGACAGUGGACUUCAUCUUUGGAAACGCGGCAGUGGUAUUCCAAAACUGCAGCAUUUUCGCCCGAAAGCCCAUGGCUUUUCAGAAGAACACCAUCACUGCCCAAAACCGGAAAGACCCUAAUCAAAACACGGGUAUAUCAAUCCAUGCGUGCAGAAUCCUGGCCACAUCGGAUCUCGAGGCAUCGAAAGGGAUCUUUUCGACGUACCUUGGCCGCCCGUGGAAACUCUACUCCCGCACAGUGUUCUUAUUAUCGUAUAUAGGGGAUCAUGUCCACCCUCGAGGGUGGCUAGAGUGGAAUGCAACGUUCGCACUUGACACGUUGUACUACGGCGAGUACAUGAAUUAUGGACCGGGGUCUGCUGUGGGCCAACGGGUCAAGUGGCCCGGAUAUCGGGUAAUCAAUUCUACGGUUGAGGCCAGCAAGUUCACAGUGGCGCAAUUUAUUUUCGGGUCAUCGUGGUUGCCAUCAACCGGGGUGGCAUAUUUAGCAGGAUUAUCGGUUUAGAAUUUGGGUUGGGAAUGUCCGUAAACUGUUUUGGAUUGUCUCAAAAUGAACGAGGCAUGUAGUCUCCCUCGCUCAUUUUUGGACUGUCUGCACAAGUUUACCGGAGAGAAUUCCUUUUUCUUUAAAUUAGCUACAACAUGUCAUAUAUGUAUAGGGGUUAGAGACGAUCCAAAGCCCACAUAAUAUAUAGGCUGGGGCAUUCUGUUUUUUAUUUUGUUUCGAUUGAAUAAUCAGCAAAUGCAAUUUGUAUUGUUCCUGUAAAAGCAUAUGGGAUGUCAUAUUCUGUCAUUACUAGAAAAAGCGUAGAGUCGGUGACAAUGAUAAAAGGGCAAUAAUGUAAUUUUCCAAGGUAAUUGACUUGUUGUCAUUUAUGUCU
This is a messenger RNA of Rhododendron vialii, 2301 nucleotides long. Its product is annotated as probable pectinesterase/pectinesterase inhibitor 34. The transcript has 4 exons. The record is from RefSeq and is a predicted model, not a curated record. Gene Ontology annotation, biological process: cell wall modification. NCBI's taxonomy places the organism in Eukaryota, Viridiplantae, Streptophyta, Magnoliopsida, Ericales, Ericaceae. Gene Ontology annotation, molecular function: pectinesterase activity; pectinesterase inhibitor activity. The coding region runs from base 153 to 1925 and encodes 590 amino acids.